UCCAUGCCUGUACAGUAACAUGGCGGUCUGAUGCAAGCGGAAUGUGACUUUCAGCAACCCUUAAAUCGCGGGUGGUGUUUACAUUUUGCAGCUCAAUAAAUAAUAACGUCUGGAUAUAGGAGUCGGGUGUGUCUAUACAGCUCCGGUGACCGUCCACGGUGCCCAUCCAGGAAGUAGCGGAGUUUGGGGACUCGAUCCCGGGUGGUCGGAUUCUUACCUUCCCGGGCUCGGUGCGCGGCGAUUCAGCCUUCGCCACCGAGCAGCAAGCCCCAAGCUCAGUCAGGGCUGAAACAGAAAACAAAGCCAGAGUGAGGAGAAACUUGCUCCACACAUGAGGAGGCAUCUGACGGGACGACUGCAGCACCAGACCAGGGCCGAUGGAUCCCAUUGACUCUGGACAAGGGCAAGAGAACCCGUCAGAGCAGAAUUCUGAUUUAACACCCAGCUCCAGAGGACGACCGCGCAAGAAAAAUCCCAAAUAUCAGGAUUAUGAAACCGAAGACCCGUUGGAUGAGAAGAAAACAACAGGUAGAAAAAGCUCAGGAGAAGGUGCAGCUUCUAAAAGGACUCCGGCAAAGAGGCGAAAAGCUGAGAAUGACCCAGAGCCGCCCGAAGAUGACGUCGAAAAUGAAGCCAAUCACAAAACACCUCAAGAGCCGGAUGAAAUAACGGCAAAGGAAACGCCUAAAAAGGCAGUUAGAGCCAAGAAGACCCCGACAAAAAGGACUCCUGGUAGGAAAAAAAAAAAUGAGACUCCGAACACUGAUGGGGCGCUCCCACGUUUGGAAGGUGGAGCGGUAGAUUCGACGCAGCAGGAGAACGGGACACCGACGCCGAAGCCGAAGAGGAAAUAUGUGAAGAAGCAGCGUGCGCAGGUAAUCGCAGAACCACCGCCAUGUGCGAGUGAACCCGAGGAGGAGAUCCAGCCAGGGGGGCGGCGCCGGAGAGGUGCUGCUAAAGCGGCUUUGAAGUACCUCCACAAUUUGGCUAAAGAAGCGCUCGCUCAUCCCGGAGAUGAGACAGCGUCCCAGCCGGGAGCCGAUAGCGAUGUCGCCAGCACAGAACCCGACCCCAAAGAGAAGGGGAAACGUCUCAAAGGAAGUAAAGGGCGUCCAGGACGGAAGAGGAAACGGCGCGACUCAGACAGCGAUGCUGCAGAAGACGAGGACUUCGUUCCGGAUGCUGAAGAAAUGGAGGCUGAGGAGAUGAAUGAUGAAGAAGAAGAAGAAGAAGAAGAGGCGGUGGACUCAGACUUUGACUUGAGGACGUUUGUAAAGAGUCCAGCCACUUCUCACUUCAACAAAACCAAAAGCUGUAACGUCAGAAAGAGAACGCCCAACGGGCUCAGCGGGCUCAUGAUGAUGCCUGUGACCGAGUCCGCCGAGUCCACCAAGAAAUUCCGGGAGAUGCACUACAGCAGCUGGGUGUUUCCAGAGUGGAUCCCCUCAUCCAACAGCUGGCACCCUGUACCACAGAGUGAUUUGGAGAAGUACCUUCCUCAGGAGCUCCAGUCGGCCGCUUUCAAAGUGUCCAGAGAAGGUCUGAGACCGGAGCAGUCGCCUCUGCAGAGACUCAGGAGGCUCACAGCAGUGCCAGCUGACCCGGACCGUUGGGACAUGUUGCUGUACGCAGGCGGACCGGUCUGGGCCUUGGAGUGGUGUCCCACACCUGAUGGAGCUCCGGCGUCUCAGUUCAUAGCUCUGGCCUGCCAUCGAGGGAUGGACGACAAACACUGUUUCAACAAGACCUACACCAAACACGGACUCGUUCAGCUGUGGGGCUUCGGCUCGCUGGAGUGCAACAGCAGACCAGACUCCAGCCCAGCCUUCACCUACGGCUUGGCCCAGGACAAAGGCUUCAUGUGGUGUCCUGCAGGCGGCUGGGAGCCUCACAACUCUGACAGAAAGGCUCCUUUUCUGCCCAGACUGGGUCUCCUGGCAGUUUCCACCUCCAACAGUGUGGUCACCAUUUACAGCCUGCCCCACCCCGAGGCUCUGCUGUCCAUCAAGAAACCUGCAAACUGUGGAAAAGACCGCCAACAGUUCCCAAUAUACAAGGUUAAAGAAGUGUUGUCUCUGAAGCUGGGAUCCUUCAGAGCCCCUCGCCAUGAGAAGAGCGGACAAGUCCUGUCUAUGGAUUGGCUGCCUGAAAAACCACACAACAUAAUUGCUAUUGGAUUCUACGAUGGUAUUGUCGGUCUGUGGGAUUUGACCACCAAGUCCGGGUUGUUGCGGGUGCGAGAGUCUGACGCCUCACUCAGCCUGCUGCCCUAUCGAUGCCUCCGGGCUCACGACCACGCUGUGCGGGCUCUGGCCUUCUGUCCCGCCUCCAGAUACCUGUUGGUGACGGCAGGAGAAGACCGCUACGUGAAGACGUGGGAUCUGAGGCGGCUCCACGAUCCAAUCACCGCUCAGAAACGUUUCUUGACCAAUGAAAUCUGCUGGCCACUGAACGCACCCGGCAUCCUCUGGGCCCAGGAUAACGCCUACGCAGCGAGUGGUUCACAAGGAGUCCAUUACUUUGACCAUCAGAUGCGCACCAUCUUUGCAAUUCCUCGGACAGCGUCUCUGUGGUCCAUAUCCUACACCGAUUGGUUGAACAGUCUGGUGACAUCAGACGGCCUCGGCGAUGUCAUAUUCGCCCUGUUACCUUACAUGAGCAACUCUCCGCAUUACCUCAAACGCACGAAAGAGAGACGAUUUCCUGUCUACCUCACAUCUGUGUUGCCUUUUGCUACAACUGAAGAAACGAAUCAAGAGAAGGUAGGAGUGGAAGAGGAGGGAGAUGCUGCUGAAGAGCAGGAAGGAGGUGCAGCAGAACGAGUGAAUGGAUCUGAAGGAGGGAAUGAGAACAACAAGGAGCCUGGACGAGGUGGAGGACGAGUUAAUAAUAAGGAUACAAAUCCUCCCCUGCAGUCCCACUUAUACAACGAGGUGGUCGAGAAAUACUUCCUCCAUCAUACAGACAACAACAUGCUGACCUUUUUAGGAAGCGAGAAGCGACCCGUGUGGAAGCGAAUGGUUGCUACAGAGGGGAAGUCAAAGUUGAACCUGGAUGAGAUGACACUGGCUGCGCUACACAAGGUGCGUUUUAAUCCAAACCUGCUCAGCCAUACCUGGUUGGCCACGGGGGGCCAGAGUGGUCUGGUCAGACUGAACAAUCUGAGAGGAAUGAUCAGCUCCCAAACCAAGAAGAUGUUGAGUGAGAGCCGGGCCAAGUUCAGCACACUGUACUCAGCAAAAAAGCGGAAAGAGGCGGAGCAGACUGAGAGGGAGGAGCUAUAGCAGCAGGAGUUCAGCUCCACGACAGAGUGAGAAUGUGGAGCGUAGGUGGGACUGCAAAAAACACCAAGCUGCAAAAAUAGAUAUUUUUAAAUGAUGAAAAGAUAUAUAAGUAUUUAAUUAGUUUAUAAGGGAUGCUGUAUAUGUUUGCUGUCAUUGGGUUCAAUUCUGUUUCAAGUUACCGACCAGUUUAUCUCUAAAUCUGAAAAUGAAACUCGUCAUCGUUUGCAGGUUUUGUAGCAUUUCUCGGCCAAGGUCGGUCAAUAAUUCUCUCUCCUGAACUCUUCACCUGUUUCUCGUUCUGAAAGUUCUGCCUGAAAUUGCUCAACGUUAAUGGGAAACCACAGCGUUCCACCUACGACCCCAACCAACUAAUCACUUUAAAACACAACAUUUAUUCCUGACAAACAUAUUUUUUUCGUCUUUUUCCCCGUUUUCUGCAACCAAAUACUCGUGUAAAAGAAGGUUUGAGCGCCUGUCAGAGAAGUGCCUUCUUUAAAACUCAUCACAUUAGCACUUUCCACCUCUUGCUCGUUGAUUCAGAGCAGAGUGUUUCCCAGUAUCUUUUCCCAGUGUCUCUAAAGUUGACUACAAUUUGCAAAAGGCAAACAUGGCGGCAAUCCAAGGAAGGAGAAAUGCAUGAAUGAAUCAGCCUGUAAGGAAAUCAGUGAGGGCUGAGGAGAAUGAAUCAGUCACUGCACUUCUUUUCGUUAACUAAUCAUUAACCUCAGUGCUUUUGUUUUUACAUUAUUUUAGCAACAUUUUAAUUCAUUUAGCAAAACAUUCCAGCUCAGUUCAUGUGGUUUCUGUCGUCACAUUGGCCGGCCUCACUAAUGGCCGUGUCACUCUCCAGGCUGAUUGGUCGAUCAAAAACAAAAGCCUUGUUUGUCGUCUGUUCUUUAGUGUUUGUCUCUUCAAAUCGUGCUUUUUACCGUACAUAAAAGAUACCUCGAUCCCUCCCAGCAAACUGCUUUUUUUGCUUGAUUUAUAAAACAACAACAGGAAGCUGGCGAACAUCGGAGAGUAUCUUUGAGCUUUUUUCUGCUGCUGGAUGUUUGUAAUCUUUUUCUUGUGUCGUAUAAAAACUCAGGAUUGAACUGAGAGGAAAUACUUGAAUUUUUUAAAGUAAGUGCUGAAUGUAAGGUUUAUAAAUGGCCGAUUUUAAGUCUUUUCUUUCGUUGUUCUUUUGUCAGUUUAACUGGGGGGUAACCUGUUUUUUUUUUCCCCUCAGUCAAAAGUUCUUGUUUGUUACUUUUUAUUUCAUGUGUCGACUAAACCACCAGGGAUGUAUUAUUUACAAACACAGCUCUGUCGUCUUCUUUUUUAAAGUUGUCUGAAACUUGUUAGUAAAUUAUUUUAGGGGUUUAUGAAUGUGUUUCGAUUUUUUUUUUCUCAAAUUAAUUACAAAAGUCAUCGAUAAUAU
Messenger RNA from Labrus mixtus (cuckoo wrasse), 4704 nucleotides. It is a transcript of the gene gtf3c2, whose product is annotated as general transcription factor IIIC, polypeptide 2, beta. Gene Ontology annotation, cellular component: transcription factor TFIIIC complex. Lineage: Eukaryota; Metazoa; Chordata; Actinopteri; Labriformes; Labridae. Gene Ontology annotation, molecular function: protein binding. The transcript is spliced from 20 exons. Gene Ontology annotation, biological process: transcription by RNA polymerase III. The record is from RefSeq and is a predicted model, not a curated record. The coding region runs from base 378 to 3284 and encodes 968 amino acids.